AUGGCCAGUAGCACGGCUGCGGCCCGUCCCACGUGGCACGGUGUGCGGUUUUUUGUUAGCGCGGAUGUGCUUUUGACAUUCAGCAGUGUGAAGUUGUCAGAAAUGGCGGGGGUGCCAGGGCAGCCCCAGCGGCGCAUAACCGUGAUAGAUGGCAAAGCCGUCCCUGUGAUGUCCUACCCGACCGCAUCCUUCUUUUUGAAGACACUGAAGGCUACUGGAAAUUCGGUCGUUGUGGUGGCGCCGUGGAAACAGGAGCAAACGGCGUCUCUUUUGCGGUUGUUUGGAUGGGACGCGGUUGACGAUAUCCGCGUCGUCUUUCCGGAGCCUGGGCAAGAGGCAUUUCGCUUGUCUUGCCUGGGUUGUACGCUUGAGGAGUACCGUAUCGCCGUGGUUGUGACAACGUCACGGACGUUGUGGCAUACAGCACUGUGGUCGCAGGUUGUGGAGGUGACGCAUGAGUUGAGUUGCCCAUCCCGAUCCCUCGCCCUGUUGCGAGCGCUUUCCAGUUGUCUACGCAUUGCCGAGUGCCGCGUGCGCUUUCCAUCCACCGCAGUUUCUUCCUGUGUCGCGCUCUGUCGAGCACGUCUGUUCUCGCAAUACCGUUUUUGUCUCUCGCCAGAGGUCAUGGACCAGUCGUCAACUGCGAUGUUGAUUAAUGCACACGGUGGGUAUUUAGUCACCAACUGCGCGGAUGCGACGCACUACGUCGUUGGCGAGGGGAACAGCGCAUUAUCUUGCACCUUACAAAGGCCUGGGCUGUCGCAUCAGGACGUGGAAAAAGACGCCUCCUCAGUCUCUGAGAGUUCCAGUGCUUCAUCUUCCUCCUCGCUGGAGUUGGUUGAGGUUGAGAGGGAAGGUGACGGCUCUUGGAACAGCAGCUUCAAGGACGACGACGACGAUGCGGAGGUGUGGGAUGACGAUAACAGUAACGAUUACAAUGCGGGAGACAACAACCAAGCCCUUAAUGACGUGAUGCCGUCGUCCGUGGCGACAACUCAAGCCACAACAAUAGCGGGCGUUUUAGACGAUCCGGUGAGUUCACUUUCUGCUUUAUCCACUGUCAAUGGGCACCGGGAGGCGGGAGAAACCGGCGAAGCAGCCUCUGCCGCGACCUCAACUUCCUCCACGACGACGACGGCGACAGCAGCAAGCACUGUCACUGUUCAGUGGUUGCAGGACUGCAUCGAGGGGCUCCUGGUGUAUCCACACCAAGUGGCACACUCCAGCAACGGCAGCUCUCAAUGGAACAUUUCUACAUUAUUAUUGGCUGCACUUAUUCCUCCUCCAGAUGUGGAACCUAUUUCUUUAUCUUCUCUAAAUAACAUCGCGGAGGGUCUUGGAUUUCGACCACUUCUGUUACCUCAAACGGAGGGCGAGGUAAAUUUGGCAACCGUGCUUCAGAAGCAGUGGGGAGCCAUGCUGCAUGUGAAGGUGCACAGUGAGGAGCUGUUUCUGCGGCAGUCCGCCACUCCUCCAAAUGAGGGUGGACUGGAAAUGGAACGACAUUUGGCCUGUAUUGCCAAGCAGUUUUGCGAUGCAUGGACUAUAGCGAUUCGUAAUAGUCGACUUCGCAACAUGGCUGAGUCCGGUACACAAACGGCAGCAGUGCUUACUGCAACUUCUGAGACAAAUACAGACGCAGUAUUGGUUAACGCGGAGGAGCCUAGUGUAGAUCCACCAGCUCAGGGUCGAGCACUCUUAAUGCGUGCGUUGGGCCCUGCGGAGUGGGCGAAGGAGGUUGACGCAUCUCAUGUUGCACCCAAGGAGCUGCGGGUUACAGAGAAACCGGUUUCGUUGGAGCCUUUUACUACCUUGGCACUGGUAAAUGAACCACCCACAGGGUACGACACCCCACCGGAGGAUAAAGAGGUGCCGACUAGCGACGAUGAAAAGAUACCAACUGCGUUUGCACAGCGUGCCAGUGAAACUGAGGCGGAAGUCCCAGCAGUUGAUCUCAAGUCGCAACCACAGAGUGAUGAAAGGGAAUUUGUGAUGUGCUUCAUCCCCACCGAAGCGCUUGGGGAUGAGCAGAAUGCGUUGAAGGUGGAACUUUUGCUGCGCCAGCCGCCCUUCAGGAAUUACCCGAUGAAACUUACAAUUGGCAGGAAAGGCAUUCAUUGCCUUUUUGUCACCACCUUUGAUGCGAAACGGUUUCACCAAGAGGGAUACGCUGAGGUGCGUAAUCGGUUUCUCCCUAUUCUGCCAGAGUACGGGGAGGGGAGCUAUUCGUCAAGUGACACCCGUAAGCGGCGUCGCAGUCGCUCGCCUGUCAGCAAGCGUUCGACCAGCAGCUCAUCACGAGGAACCCGCAAGCAUUCUCUUUCCUACACUCCCGACUCACAGUCGCACCGGAGUGCUUCUGGGGUAGAAAAGCAUACGGAUAAAAUAAGUGACAGUACGGAGUUGUCGAAGGGCGACCUCGAACUAUUAGGUGAAAUUGGGGCAACCCUUGAGUUUGCCUGUCAGCAUGUGGAUGUGGUGGAGCGCUACGCCGUUAACGAGCUCGCCGACCCGGUGUUCCGCAAGCAGCAGCACCAGUUGCUGCGUGUGGUAGAUAAACUGAAAAAGAUGCGCUAA
Trypanosoma rangeli is the source of this 2577-nucleotide messenger RNA. Its product is annotated as repressor activator protein 1. Bases 1 to 2577 code for a protein of 858 amino acids. The transcript has a single exon. Lineage: Eukaryota; Euglenozoa; Kinetoplastea; Trypanosomatida; Trypanosomatidae. The record is from RefSeq and is a predicted model, not a curated record.